Messenger RNA from Coccinella septempunctata (seven-spotted ladybird), 1646 nucleotides. RefSeq names its product protein ALP1-like. The record is from RefSeq and is a predicted model, not a curated record. The transcript has 2 exons. The coding region runs from base 163 to 1413 and encodes 416 amino acids. Lineage: Eukaryota; Metazoa; Arthropoda; Insecta; Coleoptera; Coccinellidae.
AGCGGCCCACAGACGAGCAACUUAGUUGACAACUAUGUUGCCAACAAGGUUGUAAACCAAACGAGGGUGGAAAUAGCGGUUGUCGACCAGGUUGCAAACAUCAUUUCAGUAGAAGUUUUCGUCGAGUGAACUAGUCGGUUGAGUCGGAGGAAUUAUCAGAAAAUGGAGGAAGAUCUUUUAUUAUAUAUAAUAAUAAACGAGUUAUGCGACGAUGAAAUGCAGCACACUUCUAAGAAGAGAAUAAUUUGGGCAAAAGAGUGGUACCAAAAUAGGGCUAAGUUUUCCCAUUCCGGUCUAAUGAAAGAAUUACGUAUCAGUGCACCCGACGAUUUUAAAAAUUUUCUAAGAAUGGAUGGCAAAACAUAUGACGAAUUGUUAAAUAAAGUGCGACCAUAUAUUGAAAAGCAGGACACAGUUAUGAGGAAGGCUAUAACUACAAAUGAACGGCUUUCUGCUACCCUGCGAUUUUUAGCAAGUGGACAGAGUUUUGAGGAUUUGAAAUUCCUUACUGCUAUUUCACCCCAAAGUCUUGGAACAAUUAUAAUCGAAACUUGUCAUAUCAUAAACGAAGUACUGAAAGAAUAUAUUCAAGUACCGAAGACAAACGCUGAAUGGGUGAACGUUUCUGACGAGUUUGAGAGAAAAUGGAAUUUUCCGAACUGUAUUGGGGCUAUCGAUGGAAAGCACGUGGAAAUUAUUAAACCUGCUGAUACUGGGUCCUAUUAUUUCAAUUACAAAAAAAAGUUCAGCAUAGUUUUAUUUGCCUUAGUUGAUGCAAAUUAUGAGUUUUUAGUAGCUGAAGCUGGUGCGAACGGUCGUACGUCAGAUGGUGGAGUGUUAUCGAACAGUUUAUUUUAUGAAAAAUUCAAAAACAAUAAACUCAAUAUCCCUGAAUAUGGAAAUCUACCAAAUGACUUUCCGGAGCCAAUGCCAUUCGUACUUGUUGGCGAUGACGCGUUUCCGCUGAAAAGAAAUUUAAUGAAGCCCUAUAGAGAAACUAAACUCUCAAAUGAACAAAUAAUAUUCAACUAUAGACUAUCUAGAGCCAGGCGAAUUGUGGAGAAUGCGUUUGGAAUACUUGCAUCCAGAUUUCGGAUUCUCCUGAACACCAUAAAUUUGUCUCCCGAGAAGGCUGCCAGGAUUACUCUAACAACCUGUUAUUUACACAAUUUUUUGAGAAGAAAAAAUCCAUCUAUCUACUUGCGAGGAAGCGUAGAUCUUGAAAAUAUAAAUACCAGUGAAAUCCAAUUAGCACCGUGGAGGACUGAAUCUCAACAACUAUGCGGACUUGAAUCCACCAUCGCAAGAAAUUCUACUGCCGCUGCGAAAGAGACGAGACGAAAAUUUACCACCUAUUUCAAUGGAGUGGGCACAGUGCCUUGGCAAAUUCGAUAUAUUGAUAACAAUGCAUAAUUUUCUCAGGUUGUUAAUGAAUAAAAAAUAAUGUAUUUUGGAGAAAAAUAAAUGAUAACGAAAUAAAUUUGUAGAUAUCCUUAUGAAAUAAAAAUCAUGAGUUAAAAAAAAAUAUAAUUAAUUCAGAAAAACAAAAUAACAAAUAAAAAGAGUAUAUAUACAAAAAAGAAAAUGAAUAAAAAUCAAUAUGAUGAUAUUCUUCAUACUAUGUACAUAAUAAAACUGAUCACAUA